UACAUAUACCGGCGUGCCCCGCGGCCCAUGUGGAUGUAGCUGUGGCCAGUGCGUUGCAUCAGCUGUGAUUGAAAGCGCUCGGUGCCGGUAGUCUGUAGUUUAUUCAGUGAGCCGGCGGCGGCGGCAUGAAGCUGUACGUGAGCGAUGGUAACCCUCACGGGGUGAAGGUGCUGGCUGCUGCUGGACUGUGGGCCAGGGAUGCGGAGAUCCAGAGGUUACAGCAGGAGGAUAGAGUUGUGCCCUUCCUGUCACAAGCAAAGCUGCCAGCACUACAGCUUGAUAAUGGCGCUUUUCUUUUCUCAUCUAAUGCAAUUUGUAGGUAUUUUUACUUGUCAGCUGGGAAGCACCUGGAUGACCUAAGUAAUCAGUGGCUGGAAUGGGAAGCAACCGAGCUACAACCUGUGAUCUCAGCAGCCUUGUACGCACAUGUCAUACAGGGGAAGAGGAAGGAAGAGUCUCUAGCAACAGUUGACAAGCAACUUGGCCAUAUUGUCCAGAGUCUUACACAGAGUCCAUACCUUGUUGGUGAUGCAGUGUCUAUUGCUGAUAUUAUUGUUUGGGGAGCCAUCUACCCUCUCAUUACAGAUGUGGCUAGUCUGCCAGAAGGGCUGUUAUCCUUGAAGAACUGGUUUAAAAAAGUAUCUGAAAUUGAAUCGUGUCAGAAAGCUGUUGAAUCACUCCUGAAAGGCCAGGGACCUGUGGUCUUUAAAGUAUAUCUCCAAAAAUUGCCAGCACCCAUUAUCCCAUCUAAGACUUCAGUCAGCAAUGAGCCAGAGAGUGAAGAUACAGCAGCCCAUGCGUUGUCUGAGGAGGAUAUUGCUGCGGCUACUGAAGCUUGGUCAAAAGGUCUUACCAAUGCUCCACGGCCAAAACAAAGACUGCACCCUAUUCUUCCAAUAGAAGGGGAAAAGAACAUAUUGAUUACCAGUGCUCUGCCCUAUGUGAACAACGUUCCUCACUUGGGAAACAUCAUUGGCUCUGUGCUCAGUGCUGACGUCUUUGCCAGGUACUGCCGGCUGAGGAACUGGAACACACUGUAUAUUUGUGGAACGGAUGAAUAUGGCACAGCCACAGAAACAAAAGCAAUGGAGGAAGGGCUGACCCCAAGGCAGAUCUGUGACAAGUACAAUGCUAUCCACGCUCAUAUAUAUGAGUGGUUCAAUAUCUCCUUUGACUAUUUUGGCAGGACUACAACUGACCAGCAGACCAGAAUUGCUCAGGACAUCUUCCACCGGCUGCUGGAGAGAAACUUCCUGCUGAAAGAUACCUUGGAGCAGCUUCGGUGUGAGACCUGUCAGAGGUUCCUGGCAGAUCGCUUUGUAGAGGGCACCUGUCCUUUCUGCAACUAUGAGGAGGCCAGAGGGGAUCAGUGUGACAAAUGUGGCAAGCUAAUCAAUGCUGUAGAGUUAAAGAGACCUCAAUGCAAAGUCUGUAAACAAUCUCCUAUUAUUAAAUCGUCCCAACAUCUCUUCUUGGACCUACCUAAGCUAGAGGAGCGCUUGGAGAAGUGGUUGGAACAGACCUUUGCAGUUGGAGAUUGGACAGCAAAUGCUCGUUACAUAACUCGCUCCUGGAUUCGCGAUGGUCUGAAACCAAGAUGCAUCACUAGGGAUCUGAAAUGGGGGACACCAGUGCCGCUCGAAGGCUUCACAGACAAGGUAUUUUAUGUCUGGUUUGAUGCUCCCAUUGGAUAUAUUUCCAUCACAGCUAAUUAUACUGACCAGUGGGAGAAAUGGUGGAAGAAUCCUCAGCAGGUCCAGCUUUAUAACUUCAUGGCAAAGGACAACGUUCCUUUCCAUAGUGUCAUUUUCCCAUCCUGUCUCCUGGGAGCGGAGGAGAACUACACGUUAGUCAACCAUCUCAUAGCUACAGAAUAUUUGAAUUAUGAAGAUGGGAAGUUCUCAAAGAGCCGGGGUGUGGGUGUGUUUGGUGACAUGGCGAAGGACACCGGUAUCCCCACUGACAUCUGGAGAUUCUACCUGCUGUACCUGCGGCCUGAGGGACAGGACAGUGCAUUCAGCUGGAGCGAUCUGAUGAUGAAGAACAACUCUGAGUUACUUAAUAACUUGGGCAACUUUGUUAACAGAGCUGGCAUGUUUGUGCAGAAGUUCUUUAAUGGACUUGUUCCGGAAAUGGAGCUGCUUUCCGAGGAUAAGAGGCUCUUGGCUCAGGUCACUGCAGAGCUACGCCAAUACAACCAGCUGCUGGAGAAAGUUCGCAUCCGUGAUGCCCUGAGAUGUAUUCUGAACAUUUCUCGACAUGGAAACCAGUACAUCCAAAUCAAUGAACCAUGGAAGUGUAUAAAAGGAACACAGCAGGAACAGAAACGUGCGGGCACAGUAACUGGACUGGCUGUAAACAUGGCAGCUCUGCUUUCAGUCAUGCUGCAGCCUUAUAUGCCUACCAUUAGUGUCGUCAUCCAAGAGCAGCUACUUGUGCCACAGGAAGCCUGUGUAUUGACUGGUGACUUCCGCUGCGUUCUGCACUGUGGCCACCGUAUUGGAACUGUGAGUCCAUUGUUUCAGAAGCUGGAAAGUGACCAGAUUGAGUCCUUGAGGAAACGCUUUGGAGGUGGACAGCUGUUCACAGACAACACUGAAUCCCAGGUGAAAGCUGAGCCCAUAGUACCGGCAUCCACCGUAGAUCCAGUCAAAGAAACCUCAAAAGUUGGUGACCCCCAGAGGAUAAAAGAUCUCAUGCAGGAGGUGGAGAAACAGGGCAAUCAUGUGCGGGAGCUGAAGAGCAAAAAGGCAGAGAAAUCUGUGCUGGACGCUGAGGUGCAGAAGCUGCUGGCACUGAAGAAAGAACUGGCCCUUGCUGAAGGGAAAGCACCAGAAGCCCCUACUCAGAAGGGGAAGAAAAAGAAAUAAUGGUCCUCCUGAAACCUGCUUUACAUCAAACUGUUACUGUCGGAUGGACAGAAAAAGGGAAUGUUUUGCCAUACUUGCUGCAGUGAAAGGGUUAAUAUCAGAAGUAUUCUUUUAAAUAAAUUAUCCUAGACCUUG
This is a messenger RNA of Pseudophryne corroboree (corroboree frog), 3005 nucleotides long. RefSeq names its product methionyl-tRNA synthetase 1 (gene MARS1). Gene Ontology annotation, cellular component: cytosol; aminoacyl-tRNA synthetase multienzyme complex. Gene Ontology annotation, biological process: methionyl-tRNA aminoacylation. The record is from RefSeq and is a predicted model, not a curated record. The transcript has 22 exons. Lineage: Eukaryota; Metazoa; Chordata; Amphibia; Anura; Myobatrachidae. Gene Ontology annotation, molecular function: methionine-tRNA ligase activity; ATP binding. The coding region runs from base 126 to 2870 and encodes 914 amino acids.